AGUAGAUAUCGAUGCUCAAUGCGGUUCGCUGUGAGUCACAGUUUAGAGUACCUAAGCAGUGACCAUGAAUUACACCGCGUGCUUUUGUUUACCAGCUUUCAUGUUAGCUAGUUGGCUUGGCGGAGUAGCGUGAUUCAGACGCGGACAUUUAUGCAAGAUUUACAUAAGUCCGCGAUCCUUGCCGCUUGGUCCAGUUCGCGGAAGAGCCAUCGAUCAUAGACGCCAUCUUGAUACUGGCGAAGUUAUCCUGUGUGCCAUAAGGAUGGCUUCUAGUUUGCCCGAAGCGUACAAGCAAUACGUGAACAUAUUUUCUUAUUCGCUUGUACUUUAUUUUAUAUUUGUAUUUCGUAAGAGGAAUUUUGUGCUGUUCAUUAACACAGCUAAUUAAGAGAAGAAAGUGUCAAAUGUAUCAGAGGUGCAAGUGAAAGGAUGGCAGGAUAUAAAGUCUCUUUUCUAUCUUCUUUCUAUUUGUUUCUAGCUGCCUUUCCAGAGACGAUUAACAUUUUAGUUUACACGCGUCCACUAUGUAAACCUGUCUAGUUAAGAAGGUUUACCGCUUGGGAGACAAUUUCAAUCGCUUGCCAACACAGCGUACCAUUUCCUGUCAAACACGUUGUUUUAAAUCGUACAUUAUAUCCCGUGUAACCACACGUACAACGCGCUAUAUUAUAUUCAACCACGACAAUUUUAUCCAUCGACUGACUAUUUAUAAAAUAUUCACCAAACCUCCUACAAGAAUAUCGAUCAACUUCGAAAUGAAAUAAUUUUACAUUUAUCGAAACAAUUCCAUGUAGUCGAUAAAAAAAAAGAAGGGAAAAUGUUGCUAUCGAUCGACACGCGUCUCUAAGCGCCGCAAUUUCCGCAUUUAUCUGCUCGAUUAGUCACGCUCGACUUUUAGCCGUUCGGCGAUGGCAAUAACAGCGACCUGUCGCGCCAACGGAUAGCCUAUUAUUACACGAUAAAAAUUGUUUGUACACGACGCCCUCGAUAAUACGGAUUCUCCAUUAAUCUUCGAUUAAUCUUCGUUCAAUAAAUGUGACUCAUCAGGGAGGAAAAUGCCGAGAGGAGAGUCCUUAAAACUCGUGGCGUAUCGAAAGAUAGAAUUCAUACGGAAGCCUGGUUACCCGGUGAUCCGCGACGAUCAUUGCACGCUCGAGCAGAAGGGUGGCGAAUAUUUAUGUAUGCCCGGCGCGUGUUUCUCGUUAAGUGAUUCAUUCAUGCUGGAAUCCAUCGUGACGCGUUCCAUGCGUGUGUUCGAGACGAGGCUACACGGAUUCCCAUCGCGGCCAGGACUCAUCAGCGAACGAGUGUGGCAGGUGGUACAUGCACGAUGCAUCGCUCUCCUCCUCGCUGGUUUCCCUUCAGGAAGCGCAGGUGAACGAGAAGCAACGGUACGCGGCGUACGACCGGCAACCCUUUCGCUUUCACUCCGAAACGACCUGGUCCAACGGAACUUGGUGAAAAUAUUUUUGGUAUACACCGUGUAAAACGACACCUGUCAACGAGGGAUCCCGACCCUUGAUAAGUGGAACAGGGUAGAAAGGGUGCCCGUGAUUGACUUCGAUCGGGGUGGUGAAAUAUAUGGCUGUAUAUCAAGAGCGUUGCACAAGAAUAAAAUAUACCACUAUUUUAUUAUGAAGUUUGUAUCAAUAUAUGCACACGUCUCGUAGCUGAUCAAAUAUCAUUUCAAGAAAUUAAUCAAACACCUAUCACAAAUAAUCGUCCGUUAUUGUUGCGUACACCUGAUAUCUAUAACACUUUCGUUUGCUAAUAAAUAUGAUUGAUAAAAAACAGCUAUUGUAACAUGAAAUGACAAAAAUAAAGUCGCUGAGAUAUCUCUGGUGCUGUAUUGAAUAAACCUUACCCCUUAUCAUUGAUUUGAAAGAACGGUUUGUAGCAAUUAAGAGAAACGGUACCGUGUCUCUUUUACGACGGACAUGCCCGCAGGCAGGUGUGUGAAAAAAAAAAGAGGAAUUAGUAUUCCUUCGAGGGGUGAAGCUUUUCGACUAGUUAGGUGACUACUCGAUUUAUCGUCGGCGUUUAUCGCGACGCUUAUCGUUCAGGUGCUAGCCUCGAUACACGACUGUUUAGUCACCCGAUUCUGGGGAAAAAGGCAAGAAAAAAAAGGAAAAGAACGGACGCGGUGUGAUAAGAAUAGGUCGGCGUUGAUAAAAAGGAAAAA
Osmia lignaria (orchard mason bee) is the source of this 2182-nucleotide messenger RNA. NCBI's taxonomy places the organism in Eukaryota, Metazoa, Arthropoda, Insecta, Hymenoptera, Megachilidae. The record is from RefSeq and is a predicted model, not a curated record.